Messenger RNA from Gorilla gorilla gorilla (western lowland gorilla), 2713 nucleotides. RefSeq names its product TNF receptor associated factor 7 (gene TRAF7). Gene Ontology annotation, molecular function: zinc ion binding; protein binding. The record is from RefSeq and is a predicted model, not a curated record. The coding region runs from base 350 to 2362 and encodes 670 amino acids. The transcript has 21 exons. Gene Ontology annotation, cellular component: nucleolus. Gene Ontology annotation, biological process: ribosomal large subunit assembly; Notch signaling pathway. NCBI's taxonomy places the organism in Eukaryota, Metazoa, Chordata, Mammalia, Primates, Hominidae.
AUGCAGAGUCCGUGAAGCCUAACGGUGAGUGACGGAUGAACAAAGCCAAUCAGACUUCGAUCUGCAACAUAGAGUGAUUCUGAAGCUGCCAAUCCCGCCCCGCGACGACGAGGCCGCCGGAAGUCGUAGUUUCGGAAGUCCCGCGCGUGAGGCAGCCGCCCGGGUCCUGAGAGGCGGGGAACUACACGUCCCGGCGGGCGCAGCGGCCUGGCGCUUCCGGCUCGCGCGUCUAGUCCCUUUCCCGGCCGGCGGCCGAGGGGGCAUCAUGAAGCGGGCUGGCGGCGCUGCCGCUCCCGGGCGGCCGCGGGCGGGAGGUGCUGCCCAAGGACCGUAGAUGCCUCUCUAGAGCAUGAGCUCAGGCAAGAGUGCCCGCUACAACCGCUUCUCCGGGGGGCCCAGCAAUCUCCCCACCCCAGACGUCACCACAGGGACCAGAAUGGAAACGACCUUUGGACCCGCCUUUUCGGCCGUCACCACCAUCACAAAAGCUGACGGGACCAGCACCUACAAGCAGCACUGCAGGACACCCUCCUCCUCCAGCACCCUUGCCUACUCCCCGCGGGACGAGGAGGACAGCAUGCCCCCCAUCAGCACUCCCCGCCGCUCCGACUCCGCCAUCUCCGUCCGCUCCCUGCACUCAGAGUCCAGCAUGUCUCUGCGCUCCACAUUCUCACUGCCCGAGGAGGAGGAGGAGCCGGAGCCACUGGUGUUUGCGGAGCAGCCCUCGGUGAAGCUGUGCUGUCAGCUCUGCUGCAGCGUCUUCAAAGACCCUGUGAUAACCACGUGUGGGCACACGUUCUGUAGGAGAUGCGCCUUGAAGUCAGAGAAGUGUCCCGUGGACAACGUGAAACUGACUGUGGUGGUGAAUAACAUCGCGGUGGCUGAGCAGAUCGGGGAGCUCUUCAUCCACUGCCGGCACGGCUGCCGGGUAGCGGGCGGCGGGAAGCCCCCCAUCUUUGAGGUGGACCCCCGAGGGUGCCCAUUCACCAUCAAGCUCAGCGCCCGGAAGGACCACGAGGGCAGCUGUGACUACAGGCCUGUGCGGUGUCCCAACAACCCCAGCUGCCCCCCGCUGCUCAGGAUGAACCUGGAGGCCCACCUCAAGGAGUGCGAGCACAUCAAAUGCCCCCACUCCAAGUACGGGUGCACGUUCAUCGGGAACCAGGACACUUACGAGACCCACCUGGAGACUUGCCGCUUCGAGGGCCUGAAGGAGUUUCUGCAGCAGACGGAUGACCGCUUCCACGAGAUGCACGUGGCUCUGGCCCAGAAGGACCAGGAGAUCGCCUUCCUGCGCUCCAUGCUGGGAAAGCUCUCGGAGAAGAUCGACCAGCUAGAGAAGAGCCUGGAGCUCAAGUUUGACGUCCUGGACGAAAACCAGAGCAAGCUCAGCGAGGACCUCAUGGAGUUCCGGCGGGACGCAUCCAUGUUGAAUGACGAGCUGUCCCACAUCAACGCGCGGCUGAACAUGGGCAUCCUAGGCUCCUACGACCCUCAGCAGAUCUUCAAGUGCAAAGGGACCUUUGUGGGCCACCAGGGCCCUGUGUGGUGUCUCUGCGUCUACUCCAUGGGUGACCUGCUCUUCAGUGGCUCCUCUGACAAGACCAUCAAGGUGUGGGACACAUGUACCACCUACAAGUGCCAGAAGACACUGGAGGGCCAUGAUGGCAUCGUGCUGGCUCUCUGCAUCCAGGGGUGCAAACUCUACAGCGGCUCUGCAGACUGCACCAUCAUUGUGUGGGACAUCCAGAACCUGCAGAAGGUGAACACCAUCCGGGCCCAUGACAACCCAGUGUGCACGCUGGUCUCCUCACACAACGUGCUCUUCAGCGGCUCCCUGAAGGCCAUCAAGGUCUGGGACAUCGUGGGCACUGAGCUGAAGUUGAAGAAGGAGCUCACAGGCCUCAACCACUGGGUGCGGGCCCUGGUGGCUGCCCAGAGCUACCUGUACAGCGGCUCCUACCAGACAAUCAAGAUCUGGGACAUCCGAACCCUCGACUGCAUCCACGUCCUGCAGACGUCUGGUGGCAGCGUCUACUCCAUUGCUGUGACAAAUCACCACAUUGUCUGUGGCACCUACGAGAACCUCAUCCACGUGUGGGACAUUGAGUCCAAGGAGCAGGUGCGGACCCUCACGGGCCACGUGGGCACCGUGUAUGCCCUGGCAGUCAUCUCGACGCCAGACCAGACCAAAGUCUUCAGUGCAUCCUACGACCGGUCCCUCAGGGUCUGGAGUAUGGACAACAUGAUCUGCACGCAGACCCUGCUGCGUCACCAGGGCAGUGUCACCGCGCUGGCUGUGUCCCGGGGCCGACUCUUCUCAGGGGCUGUGGAUAGCACUGUGAAGGUUUGGACUUGCUAACAGGAUCCAGGCCAGGCUGUGGUUUCCCCUGAACCAGCCCUGGACCUUUCUGAGCCAGGCUGGCCACAUGGGGUGGUCUCGGGGUUUCUGCCUGCCCUGUGGGCACAGGUGGACAGGCUCUGGCAGCCAGGCAGUGCCCUCCCCGUCCCAUGCUCGGCGAGCCUCCCUCUACUCGGCACUGUCCUCGCUGCCCAGCCCCUCUCUGGGUGCCAGGUACGACGCUUGCCCCGGCCCACCCCCCAUCCCCCCCCUAGAUGGAGCGAGGGCCUUUUUACUCACCUUUUCUACUGUUUUUAGACUGUAUGUAGAUUUGGUUACUUCCUGGUUGAAAUAAAUGCUCCACAGACUGUG